Molecule: messenger RNA, 770 nt
Organism: Cajanus cajan (pigeon pea)
Lineage: Eukaryota; Viridiplantae; Streptophyta; Magnoliopsida; Fabales; Fabaceae
Product: large ribosomal subunit protein uL23
Biological process (GO): translation
Cellular component (GO): ribosome
Molecular function (GO): rRNA binding; structural constituent of ribosome
Source: RefSeq, a predicted model, not a curated record
AACGCCAUAAACCAAACAGAAAAACCCUAGAGCCGGUUUGUUCCUCAGCGCUGGAAUUAGGGAUAUUUGACAGGUAGAGUUUCUUCUCCUUCCGCGACUCAUGGCUCCGGCUAAAGUUGAUAGUUCUAAGAAGGGUGAUCCAAAGGCACAGGCCUUGAAAACUGCUAAGGCAGUUAAGUCUGGUGCUACCUUUAAGAAGAAGGCAAAGAAGAUCCGAACUUCUGUCACUUUCCACAGGCCUAAGACAUUGAAGAAGGAUAGGAACCCCAAGUACCCUCGCAUCAGUGCACCACCAAGGAACAAGCUUGAUCAUUAUCAGAUUUUGAAGUUCCCUCUCACCACUGAAUCUGCUAUGAAGAAGAUUGAGGACAACAACACUUUGGUUUUUAUUGUUGACCUGCGUGCUGACAAGAAGAAGAUCAAGGAUGCAGUGAAGAAAAUGUACGAUAUCCAGGCGAAGAAAGUUAACACCUUGAUCAGGCCUGAUGGCACCAAGAAGGCAUAUGUUAGGUUGACCCCUGAUUACGAUGCAUUGGAUGUGGCAAACAAGAUUGGGAUCAUCUAAGGUAGUACCUGGGUACUAUUUUAAUGUUAGGCAGUUCUAUGGUGAUUCGUGAUGGAAACCUUUUAAAAAAGGAUAGGUUUUAUAUUUUGUGCUUUGUUAUUUUGUAUCUUUUGGCUCAGUUGACACUAAGCAGACAUUGUGUUUCAAUUUUGACUAGAGAGUUGUUUAAAUUGUUGAUUGAAAUGAGCAUGUUAAAAUUUUCUAA